Messenger RNA from Porites evermanni, 453 nucleotides. NCBI's taxonomy places the organism in Eukaryota, Metazoa, Cnidaria, Anthozoa, Scleractinia, Poritidae. The record is from the annotation of a GenBank genome assembly.
AUGGUCCAACAAAAAGAAACUGGCAACCCAAAAGAAGACCAACAUUACGCAAAUAAAAGAAGACCAAGAACUAAACGAUGUAGAAAUACAAAAACACAAGAAACCACCGAACCACAAGAAACUAUCAUGGUAAAACGCUUCAAGAGAAUUCAAAAGUUCGACAAGUUCAGCAAAUGCCCGGACUGUAGUAGACGCCUUCCUGGGAGGUGCCAAGACACUGUUAAAUGUGAACAGUGCAGAAUCAUGCGAAGCGACGAAUGUUCAACAGGGAUAACCACUAAAAUUAUUGUCAUGGAUGAUCAAGACAACAAACUGUCUGUAAACAUGGGCGACCAAGUCCUUGGCCAACUCGUUGACAGCAUCUUGAAUCAAGAUGAACAAACUUUAGCACAAAAGUUGCUUUUUGUUGAAAAUGUUUCUAUUACUUACAACAAAGACACUCAUUGUUUCUAA